This is a messenger RNA of Gaeumannomyces tritici R3-111a-1, 2760 nucleotides long. RefSeq lists its product as hypothetical. Gene Ontology annotation, cellular component: nucleolus; small-subunit processome; Noc4p-Nop14p complex. Bases 1 to 2760 code for a protein of 919 amino acids. Gene Ontology annotation, biological process: maturation of SSU-rRNA. The transcript is spliced from 2 exons. The record is from RefSeq and is a predicted model, not a curated record. NCBI's taxonomy places the organism in Eukaryota, Fungi, Ascomycota, Sordariomycetes, Magnaporthales, Magnaporthaceae.
AUGGCGGGCUCACAGCUCAAGAGGCUAAAGACCUCUCUGCGGGAACAGGGAAUCGUGGGGCCCCAGAAAUCGAAGAAACAGAAGAAACAGACAGCUCAAGACGCAAAAGCCAACGCUGACAAGCGGUUGAAGAGAUCGGUUGCUUUGGAGGGAAUCCGAGAGCAGUUCAACCCUUUCCAAUUUCACACGAAUGCGCGGGGCCCCAAGUUUGAGGUGACGAGCAACAAGGCUCUGGCCGCGAAUGCCUCCAAGGCCAUCAGGGGACGCCCGGGCGUCACCAAGGCGCUCGGCGAGGAAAGGCGCCGCGAGACCCUUUUGGUAGAGAUGCAGCGUCGGAACAAGGUCGGCGGCAUCCUGGAUCGGCGAAUCGGAGAGAACGACCCGUCUAUGGCGCCCGAGGAGAAGGCCCUGCGGAGGUUUGCGAUGGAGAAACAACGCAGCCACAAGAAGGGUUCUCUCUUUGACCUGGAGGAUAACGAGGAUGAUGUCGGCCUGACCCACAUGGGCAAAUCCCUGUCCUUUGACGAUGCCGAGGACGACUUUGACAACGCCGACCUUCCAUCAGAGAACGAGUCCGACAUAGCCAACAUAAACCCAACACGUCUCAAGAGAAUGCGCGGCGAAGAUGUUUCUGAUGGAGACGACGACGAGGCCGAGCAGCUACCAGAGCGGAAAAAAACCAAACAGGAAAUCUACAAGGAGAUCAUCGAGAAGUCCAAAGCACACAAGUACGAGCGCCAGGCCGCGAAGGAUGCCGACGAGGACCUGAGGGAGAAAAUAGACAAGGAAUUCUCGGAGCUCCAGAGGGUGCUAUUCACAAACAAAGCGAAACCUUCGCGGCCAGACCCGGAGGACUCGCAGCCAGCUCCAAAACUUGUCGCAGGACUUGACAAGGAGGAGUUCGACAAGGCCUACGAUGUCCGUGUCAAGAAGCUACUGCAAGACAAGAGGGCACAGCCCACGGAAAGGACGAAGACGGAUGAGGAGAAGGCUGCUGAGGAGUCAGCCCGUCUCAAGGAGCUCGAGGAGAAGCGGCUCAAGAGGAUGCGAGGAGAGGAGGUCAGCGACAGUGACGGAGAUGAAGAGACUGGGGAAGACGUAGAAUCACACCCUGAUGCUACGAUGCAGGGUCCCGACGACGACAUGGAGGAGGACGAGUUUCAGCUUGGCAAGGGCAUCAAGAAGAUGCGCCCCACUGCCACGGAGCUAGGGUUUGACGACGAGGACGAUUUUAUCAUCGACGAUGACCUCGUUGCCAGCGGAUCCGACAUCGAGCCAGAGGAUGAGGAGGAUUCCUCUUCCGACGACAGCGGAGACGACGAGGAUGGAUUCGACGGCUUCGAGUCCGAUGAUGAGUUCACAAAAGGCCUCCUGACGGAGACUGAAAGUCGGCAACCCGAAUUCACAGAAGCAACCAAGCUUCCCGGCGCGGAAUCCAAGGGCGAUGAUGAUGGUAUCCCAUAUACGUUCCCGUGCCCGCAGUACCAUGGAGAGCUGUUGAAGAUCACCGGGGGGCUACCGGUGGCUAAACUUGCCACUGUUAUCCAACGAAUACGCGCGCUGUACCACCCCAAACUGGACAGCGGCAACAAGGAGCGACUAGGGAACUUCUCUAGAGUCUUAGUUCAGCACAUCGCCUAUCUAGGCAACCUGGCGGACGGUGCGCCAUCUACCGCCAUUGAGAGUCUCAUCCGACACGUCCACUCGCUGGCCAAGACAUUCCCGCUCGAGAUCUCGCGCGAGUUCCGUCUCCAUCUUCAGACCAUGGCAGCUGAAAGGCCGCUUGCGCUGGUCAAUGGCGACCUGUUUAUCCUGACCGCUAUUAGCUCGAUAUACCCAACGUCGGAUCAUUUCCAUCGGGUGGUGACUCCGGCAAUGCUUUCUACCGCGAGGUUCCUUGGUCAGAGUGUGCCUAAGAAGCUCUCUGACUAUGCCACCGGGACCUACCUCGCGAUACUAGCUCUUCAGUACCAGGCGCUAUCAAAGCGCUAUGUGCCAGAGCUGAUGAACUUCACCCUCAACACACUAUGCGCCCUGGCUCCGACCGAAUGCACAGGGCGUGUGGGCGCUUUCCCACUACACCGCCCUUCCCCGGAUACGCGGAUCAAGGACAGCCAAGGGGAGGCCGUACGCAAGCUAAGCUGCGCUGAUUGUCGUCCUUGCACCGGCGGCGAUGAUGAUUCAUCUACUUCCCUGCAGGUUGCCGUCCUCGACACGACCGUCAAGGUGCUCUCUGCCGCGGCUGAGUGCUGGGCUGGGAAGCCCGGGUUUUUCGAGACGUUUGAGCCCACUUGCAGGGUUUUGGCUCACUUGUGCUCCAAACCCUGCAGAAAUGCACUGCCUCCUGCCGUAGUCAAGGAGACAGAGAGGUUCUUGGCGCGGCUGAAGGUGUCGCUGCAGGCCGCACGGCUGUCCCGCCGACCUCUAGAGUUGCAUCACCACCGCCCCUUGGCGAUUCGAACUUACGUGCCCAAGUUCGAGGACACGUUCGACCCGAACAAGCACUACGACCCGGACAGAGAACGGGCCGAGAUGGCCAAGCUCCGGGCCGAGCACAAGCGGGAGCGCAAGGGAGCGAUGAGAGAACUGAGGAAGGACGCGAACUUUAUGGCGCGGGAGAAGCUCAAGAUCAAAAAGGCCAAGGACGAGGCGUACGAGAAGAAGUUCAAGAGGCUGGUGUCGGAAAUCCAGAGCCAGGAGGGUCGCGAGGCGAACGCAUACGAGCGGGAGAAGCAGCAAAGGAAGCGGGCGAGGAAGUAG